UACGUUGUAUCAGGCCUACUCAAUUGUGCGCUAGUAAGAUGUUACGGAAAGGCCCGUACCAUUGUCUGCAAAUCCUCUAGGAAACAAAACCCUCGUCACAAACAAGCCUAGGGAUUCCAUUGAUCCAGCUGCUUCACUCUUGUUCUCCGGUAACAGCGACACCGCCAGUUCAAUCUCCGUCGCCGUCGAAAUCAGCAAGGGAAGAGUCUUUGAAAGAUGGCAUCAAAGAUGCUACAAUUGAAAUCCAAGGCCUGUGAAGCAUCAAAGUUUGUGUCGAAGCACGGCACGACUUACUACAAACAGUUGCUGGAGAAGAACAAGCACUAUAUCCAGGAGCCAGCCACUGUCGAGAAAUGCAAUGAGUUGUCUAAGCAGCUUCUCUACACUCGUCUUGCUAGCAUCCCUGGACGUACAGAGUUGUUCUGGAAGGAAGUGGAUCACGUGAAAGGUUUGUGGAAGAAUAGGGCGGAUUUGAAGGUUGAAGAUGCUGGAAUCGCAGCACUUUUUGGUCUGGAAUGCUUCGCCUGGUACUGUGCAGGUGAGAUCGUUGGAAGAGGCUUUACUUUCACUGGCUACUACCCUUGAAGAAACGAAGCAACUCCCAUGAACAAACAUGCCUUUUAAAACCAUUAAACUCUAAAAAAAAGCUUUUUAAUUCAAUAAACUGGCGGUUUAUUAUCGCACUAGAGCCAAAAAAUCGAUUUAUUUUUCUCUCCGGAUAAUUUAAUACACACAAGUUUUGAAGCUGAGGCAUCAUCACUCAUGCUAGCACUUAAUAAUAUCAAUAGAAAACAUGUUUGCUC
Molecule: messenger RNA, 803 nt
Organism: Brassica napus (rape)
Lineage: Eukaryota; Viridiplantae; Streptophyta; Magnoliopsida; Brassicales; Brassicaceae
Exons: 3
Coding region: 217-585 (122 amino acids)
Biological process (GO): proton motive force-driven ATP synthesis
Molecular function (GO): proton transmembrane transporter activity
Source: RefSeq, a predicted model, not a curated record